UAUAUAUACUCAUAUUCAUCAACAAAGCUUCAUAUUUAUAUGCACAAUUCUCGCUGAGUUUUGUACAGAGAUGACAACUCAAAGCAAUUCACCUAUAAGAAAUAGCAUGCCGUUUUUUAAUUUAAGGGAGGAUAUCGAGCCUUCGCGGCUUCGAAGCUCGCCGACUCUCGGCCAGCUGCUCAAGUGCGUGGGAGAUGUGAGGAAGGAUGUUGUGGGAGACGAAACGCCGCCGCAUCAGUCGCUUGACUUGAGCGACGAUGCGAUGAGCACGGACUCUCGGGCUAUGCCGUUUGUGCUGGCGUUUAAUAAUUUGACGUAUAGUGUUAAGGUUCGGCGCAAGAUGAAGGUGCCGGCUUUGUUUACGAGUCAAGCUCCUGAGAUCAAUCCUGUUGCGGGGGAGAGUACUAUGUAUUCGAAUACGAAGACUUUGCUUAAUGACAUUUCGGGGGAGGCACGAGACGGGGAGAUUCUUGCGGUGCUGGGCGCUUCGGGGUCGGGGAAGUCGACGUUGAUCGAUGCGUUAGCGAAUCGGAUUGCGAAAGGGAGUUUGAAGGGGAAGGUCACACUCAAUGGCGAACAUUUGGAGUCGAGAUUGCUUAAAGUGAUCUCGGCUUAUGUGAUGCAAGAUGAUCUUCUUUUUCCCAUGCUCACUGUUGAAGAAACCCUGAUGUUCGCAGCUGAGUUUCGUCUCCCUAGAACACUUUCAAAAUCGAAAAAGAAGCUGAGAGUGCAAGCUCUAAUUGAUCAAUUAGGCCUCCGUAACGCUGCCAACACAGUCAUUGGAGACGAAGGCCACCGCGGUGUCUCGGGUGGGGAACGCCGCCGUGUCUCAAUUGGGAUCGACAUAAUCCAUGAUCCAAUUCUACUCUUUCUAGAUGAGCCAACCUCAGGGCUUGAUUCCACGUCAGCAUACAUGGUAGUGAAGGUUUUACAAAGAAUUGCUCAGAGUGGAAGCAUAGUAAUGAUGUCCGUGCACCAACCGAGCUACCGAAUCCUCGGCUUACUCGACAGAUUGCUGUUUUUAUCGCGCGGCCAGACGGUUUACAGCGGCUCUCCUGCAAACCUCCCAUUGUACUUUUCGGAUUUCGGCCAUCCGAUUCCUGAAAAUGAGAACCGGACCGAGUUCGCCCUGGACCGAAUCCGCGAACUCGAAGGCUCCCCUGGAGGGACACGAAGCCUAGUCGAGUUCAACAAAUCAUGGCAAAGCCUAAAAAGGAGUCGUCGAAAUUUCGACCAAACCCCAAGCCCCGCACACAAUCUAUCACUCAAAGAAGCCAUAAGCGCAAGCAUUUCACGAGGCAAACUCGUUUCAGGAGCAACUAACGACGUCAAUCCCGCUUCCAUGGUUCCCACAUUCGCCAAUCCGGCGUGGAUCGAAAUGGCCGUGUUAUCCAAAAGAUCAUUCACAAACUCUCGUCGAAUGCCAGAGCUUUUCGGUAUUCGACUAGGCGCUGUUAUGGUCACCGGAUUUAUUUUAGCCACAAUGUUCUGGAACCUCGACAAUUCACCGAAAGGCGUUCAAGAGCGUCUCGGCUUUUUCGCCUUUGCGAUGUCCACAACAUUCUACACCUGCGCAGACGCGCUCCCUGUUUUUCUCCAGGAACGUUACAUAUUCAUGAGAGAAACGGCUUACAACGCCUAUCGUCGAUCCUCGUAUGUUUUAUCACAUUCGCUAGUCGUUUUACCUUCUCUGAUCUUCCUCUCUUUCGCGUUCUCGGCCACUACAUUUUGGGCAGUCGGCCUAGACGGUGGCCUAUCCGGCUUCCUCUUCUACUUCCUCAUGAUCUUCGCGGCCUUUUGGGCCGGAAGCUCAUUCGUGACGUUCCUCUCGGGAGUCGUUCCUCACGUAAUGCUCGGUUACACAAUCGUCGUCGCGAUACUCGCCUACUUUCUUCUGUUCAGCGGAUUCUUCAUAACCCGAGACCGAAUCCCGGGCUACUGGAUAUGGUUCCACUACAUUUCACUAGUGAAAUACCCUUACGAAGGCGUUCUACAAAACGAAUUCGAGAAUCCCACAAAAUGCUUCGUCAAGGGUGUACAAAUUUUCGACAACUCGCCAUUAGGCCAGGUGCCGAAUGCGAUGAAACUGAACCUUCUGAAGAGCAUGAGCAAGACGCUGGGAAUGCCGAUCAAUGCACGCACUUGCUUGACAACAGGGGCGGAUAUAUUGCAGCAACAAGGGAUCACGGAUUUGAGCAAGUGGAAUUGCUUGUGGGUGACUGUGGCUUGGGGUUUCUUCUUUAGGAUACUUUUUUACUUUUGUUUACUGUUGGGCAGUAAGAACAAGAGAAGUUAAAAAAAAAAGCAGUAAUUAAGUUAUGUGAGGGCAAAACAAAAAAGAAAAUAAAUCGUCUUGUAUUUUGGAGGUUGUUUAAUUUCAUGUAUUUAUAAUUCGUGAUAAUUGUUACAUUUGUGACCUUUGUAAUGGCAAUAUUAUUUUUUUUUUGAAGAA
This is a messenger RNA of Daucus carota subsp. sativus, 2452 nucleotides long. Its product is annotated as ABC transporter G family member 6. The record is from RefSeq and is a predicted model, not a curated record. Bases 71 to 2296 code for a protein of 741 amino acids. Gene Ontology annotation, cellular component: membrane. Lineage: Eukaryota; Viridiplantae; Streptophyta; Magnoliopsida; Apiales; Apiaceae. The transcript has a single exon. Gene Ontology annotation, biological process: transmembrane transport. Gene Ontology annotation, molecular function: ABC-type transporter activity; ATP hydrolysis activity; ATP binding.